CUCAGCCGGGGCUGCUGCUGGCUGCAGAAGAGAAGGAGGAGGAGGUGAAAGAUGGUGGAAUCAGAUGUGAGAGCUGCUGCUGCUGCUGCCCUCAGCCCUCAGUCUCCGAGCUGUCACCGGCUCUGCUGCUAACACCCCCUGUGCUGCCCGCAGGGUGAUGCCCACCGCCAUCAGCUCUGUGAUUUACUCCGGCCCAGAGAUCCCUGAGGAGCCUCCAUCCAGGGCUUUGUGGACAAGAUGUUAAUACAGUAAACACCUGAAAAUCUGCCAUGAACCAUUUAGACGGAGCACAAGAGGUGGAGGCGACUGAUGAGCCUGCAAAUGCAGACAUCAAUGAGUCCGUGGAAGCCGACCUUGAACUUCCAGAAGUUGAAGAAGAGCAACAUCCGUACGCGUCCCCUAACUCACGGCAUACAGCUGAGGAGCAGGAUGGACAGUCUGGACAAGAUGAAGAAGGAACACUUGCAAGAUCUGCGAGUACAGAGAGUGGGUUUCACAAUCACACAGAUACUGCAGAGGGGGAUGUCAUUGCAGGACAAGUAGAUGGAUAUGACCUUGAGAGAGCUCAGGAAAAUGAGGAUGAGAAUGCCUAUGCUGUACAGUACAGGCCGGAGUCUGAGGAAUACACUGAGAAUGCUGAAGCAGAGCAUGGUGAGGUGCUACAUAACAGAACUCUCCCCAAUCACUUACAUUUUCAUGGUAUGGACCAGGAGGAGGCUAUUAACUCCGCUUACUCCGGUUAUGUCUACACACACAGAUUAUUUCACAGGGGGGAAGAUGAGCAAUACGCAGAACCAUAUGCAGAUUAUGGAUUGCAGGAGCAUGUGUAUGAGGAAAUAGGAGACACUCCUGAUCUGGACAUCAGGGAGGGUCUCCGCCUUUAUGAACAAGAGAGAGAAGAAGCUGACAAUUAUCGAAAAGAAGCUUUGGGCGCUCGUCUCCACCAUUAUGAUGAACGGUCUGAUGGAGAGUCGGAUAGUCCUGAAAAAGAGGCAGAGUUUGCACCAUACCCAAGGAUGGACAGCUAUGAGCAAGAAGAAGAUAUUGAUCAAAUUGUGGCAGAGGUGAAACAAAGUAUGAGCUCUCAAAGCCUAGACAAGGCAGCUGAGGAUAUGCCGGAAGCUGAACAAAGUAUGGACCUCCCUGACCAUUCCAAGGGUGUUGGGCAUGUAACUAAUGGAAACCUCUCUUCUGCCUCCAAAACUGCUGCUAAUGCAGUGGAGAUGGUGCAAAGGUACAGUAAGGAAAAGCGUGAUGCCAUUUCACUGGCUAUCAAGGACAUUAAGGAGGCUAUAGAAGAAGUAAAGACUAGGACAAUACGCUCUCCGUAUACUCCUGAUGAGCCAAAAGAGCCUAUUUGGGUGAUGAGGCAGGAUAUCAGUCCAACCAAGGACUGUGAUGACCAAAGGCCACUAGGUGGCGAUUCUCCAUCUCCUGAUUCUUCCACGCAAGGAGCAGAAUCCACAAACCGGCAACAUCGUCAGAAUGCCUGUGAUUCAGCAGAGUCCUCUUCUAAUAAAGAGUCCAGAAAGAGCCUGGCUUCAUUCCCAACCUACGUAGAAGUCCCUGGACCUUGUGAUCCUGAAGAUUUAAUUGAUGGCAUAAUAUUUGCUGCCAACUACCUGGGCUCUACUCAGCUACUGUCUGACAAAACCCCAUCUAAGAAUGUGCGCAUGAUGCAAGCACAAGAAGCAGUUAGUCGGAUUAAGAUGGCCCAGAAAUUAGCCAAAAGCAGGAAGAAGGCUGCAGAAGGAGAAGCACAACCCAUGACUGAAGUGGACUUAUUUAUUUCUACUCAAAGAAUAAAAGUAUUGAAUGCGGAUACACAGGAGACCAUGAUGGAUCACCCUUUGAGGACUAUAUCAUAUAUUGCUGAUAUUGGAAAUAUUGUAGUCCUGAUGGCACGCAGGCGAAUGCCACGAAGCAAUUCUCAGGAUAAUGUGGAGGCUUCCCACCCAUCCCAAGAUGGAAAAAGACAGUACAAGAUGAUCUGCCAUGUAUUUGAGUCAGAAGAUGCCCAGCUGAUCGCUCAGUCUAUAGGCCAGGCUUUCAGUGUUGCUUACCAGGAAUUCCUGAGAGCUAAUGGCAUUAACCCUGAAGAUCUCAGCCAGAAGGAAUACAGUGAUUUACUCAAUACCCAGGACAUGUAUAAUGAUGACCUCAUCCACUUCUCCAAAUCUGAGAACUGCAAAGAUGUUUUUAUAGAAAAACAGAAGGGCGAGAUCCUUGGUGUUGUGAUUGUAGAAUCUGGCUGGGGCUCCAUUCUGCCAACAGUUAUUAUUGCUAAUAUGAUGCAUGGAGGGCCUGCGGAGAAGUCAGGGAAACUGAAUAUCGGGGAUCAAAUCAUGUCGAUCAAUGGCACCAGUUUAGUUGGUUUACCACUGUCCACUUGUCAGAGCAUCAUAAAGGGCUUAAAGAACCAGUCCAGAGUGAAAUUGAAUAUUGUGAGAUGUCCUCCAGUCACCACUGUCUUGAUUCGAAGACCUGACCUCAGAUACCAGCUGGGCUUCAGUGUACAGAAUGGCAUUAUUUGCAGCCUGAUGCGAGGAGGUAUUGCAGAACGAGGAGGAGUACGGGUGGGUCAUCGUAUCAUAGAAAUUAAUGGACAGAGUGUUGUAGCAACCCCUCAUGAGAAGAUCGUUCAUAUUCUCUCCAAUGCAGUUGGUGAGAUACACAUGAAGACAAUGCCAGCAGCCAUGUACCGACUGCUGACUGCACAGGAGCAACCAGUUUACAUCUAAUGGCCUCUCUGCUACUUCACGACAUGCAUGGAGGACAAUUUGCCUCACCAGUGGUUCUUUUCCUAGUGCUGCCUUUGUGUUUUCAGAAACAUCUCCAGGAAUACUACUCUUUUUUAUUUUUUUUGACCAUUUUCUCCAUGCCCAUGAAUUGAGUAAUUUACAGAAAAUUGUGACUUUGAAGGCAACACGUUGCACCGUUAGCUAUGCUAAUACAUGUUCUCAAUGUCGGGAAGACACCUUACAUCUUAUUGUGUGCUAUAUUGAGCCUCAGAAGGUGUCCUGCUUGAAACUGGUUUCUAAGGAGUAAGUCGUAGAAGGCUAUUAAGUUACUGUUUAUGGAUAUUCUACUUACUGAUAUUAUACAGUUGUUUCUUGCACUUAUAGCGCUAACACACGAAAUUGGCCAGUUCUUAAUAUCAUAUGUUGCAGAGAAGCCCUAAUGCAUGUGUCACAAUACUAAAGUAGCAGUACUGAAACGUAGUUCCAACUCGGAAGGCUGUGCAUGAAGCUCUGGGUCACCUUGAAUUUCUAAGUUAUACUAUGUGUGCUUCUGUGGUGUUCACUGUAAAAAAGCACUGUUGAAUCUCCGUGGAGAAUAUUGCAAUAGGAUUAACAGGCGGCAUCCUACAAGUAGCUGGUCAUGGGUAUUACAUAGGAUGUAUGGGGAUUGACCACGUCUAUUCUUACACAAUAUACAAUUCUACCUUAAAUUCUUUCAUACAAGGUAUGAAAAUGUUUGAACCUGGCUCCGCUAGCUCAUAGGAAGAUAUAUUCCAAAUAACAAAUGUGGCUUAUUUGCACAAUAAAGUGUAUCCAUGUCGUGGUUGAAUAACAUAGCUACCAUUAAGGACAUGGGAGCUUCACAUAAGGUUGGAUGUAUACGGAGACCAUUCAUUUUGAUAAAGGGCGCCAUCUUUUUGUCUUUAUAUGUAAUUAUUUUGUUUGUUUGUCAGAUGUAAACGCCUCCCUGCACAAUGACAAUGUGGCCAUGAUAUUCUUUCUUCUGUUUACCAAGGGUUUGCACAUAGAACUAAACAAUAUCACACCACAAAUAUUGUGAUGCGGGGGAAGGGGGAUGUCAAGCAUGCAUUUUUUGGUGCAGUUAGGACCUACAAUUGCUGCUGAAUAUCUAUUAAAGUGUGAAAUGAUCCAUUCCAGAAGAGGAACCAGAUGUAACAACUUCGAUUCGGGUUGUUGUUGUUGUAUUGAACUUGUUUACCUUGCUUAUAGAAAUGAGAAAGACGAGCCUACGGGCUGCAAGCAUAACACACUGGCCUCACGUAUACAAGACCCAUUUCAACUGGGGGGAUCUGUUUACUAGGCCUGAGAGCUGAGAUCACAGAUUUGAGCCUAUACCUUUCUUUUUCGAUUUGUUAUAUUUAAUUUUCUAUUCAGCUCUGGGCUAUAUGUCUAGAUAUAUGGUAAAGAAUCAUUUAUGCAAGCUACCAAAUAGAUGUUUUCUAGUUGUCAUGACCAACAUCUGCUGUUUCCAUACCGAAAGCAAAUGAAGUUAUUGUGCACACACACACAGUUUGUUGUUUGUAUUUGCCGCCUCAAAACAUAGCUGUUUUAUAUGUAAAAGAAAGAAAAGGUAAAACAUUUCAGCAAUAUUUGGUCCAAUAUUUUCAGUAUUUUUUUUGUGACAGCAAAUGCUAUACAUGACAUUUGCAAACAACCCAAUUUAGUUUUGGAUGAAAACAGUCCAAAGAAUAUUUGGGGAGAUUUAUCAAAACCUGUGCAGAGGAAGAGUGGUGUAG
Molecule: messenger RNA, 4498 nt
Organism: Hyla sarda
Lineage: Eukaryota; Metazoa; Chordata; Amphibia; Anura; Hylidae
Gene: APBA1
Product: amyloid beta precursor protein binding family A member 1
Exons: 13
Coding region: 270-2741 (823 amino acids)
Biological process (GO): chemical synaptic transmission
Cellular component (GO): dendritic spine; cytoplasm; plasma membrane
Molecular function (GO): protein binding; amyloid-beta binding
Source: RefSeq, a predicted model, not a curated record